AAUUUAUCAGCUGAUCCAAGUCAACGUAUAGCCGAAUUAUAAAAUAAGUGGGAAUUCGGGUAUUUUCGGUUUUAGUAUUUCAUUUACUUUGUGUUAACCCGACACCCGACUACGAAUCUUUUAUUAAGUCAACUGUAACCCGGCAUAUUGUAUGUUGAUAGCUAAAUGUAUAUGAUGCUCAAGUAAAAAUUAAUAAACUCUAUUGAUCUACGAAUAAAAUAAUCAGGAUGUUAACCAGAAGAUUAUUGCUAUAUAACUGUUUAUUUACAAGCAUUUAUUUUUCAUCUAUUUUAAUUAUACUAAAGUACAAUGACAUUUUAUACAAUGUUGAUACUUACAAAUUUAUUCCAACAUUUAUUAUAUUGUCUUGUGAAUUAAUUAAAUUUACAUUUUCAAAAUUUUAUAAUAGACGUUACAGUUUUGAUAGAAUUGAUUCAAAAGUAUCAAAUUCAAAAUACAAAAAAAUAUGGCCGAAAGUCUUUAAAGAUACUAUUAAAUUUAUAAUAAUUAUUGUUAUGUUAUUUAUUGUAUAUUAUAGUGCAAUUGUAUUAUUUGGAGCACCAUUGACAACACAUCAAGAAGAAACAACAAUGCUUGCUGUUAUUUUAUCAGAAUUAACUUUUAUUCCAUCAAGUAUACAGCUCGGUAUUGAUGAUGCGUUGACUCUUUUAACUGGAUUUCCAUUACCCAGUAAUAAUAUUAUAGCAGAAGCUAUGGAUCGUAAUAUUAAAUCUACAGUGUUAGGUACCUGGUUAGGGGCUAUUGUAAUUCCCUUAGAUUGGGAUAGACCAUGGCAAGAAUGGCCAAUACCUUGUGCUAUUGGUGCACUUGUUGGAUACAUUGUCGCUAAUUUUAUAUGUUUCAUUAAAUUACUGCCAAUUUACAAAUUUUGGCGAUCGAAAAAACUUGAUAGAUAAUUUAAUAAUCUGUUAUAAUUUUUACUUGCUAGAAAUUUUAUGAUAAUGAAAGCAACCGACACCAGAUAAUUUUUAUAUUCUUCGAUAAAUAAACAAUUUAAAUAUUGGUUGAACAAAAAUUUGUUAAAUUAAUACGAAGGAUUUUUGAGUUCUUAAUGGGCAUUUUUUUGUUAAUUGGUCGGAGAUAACUAGAAAAUUGUCUGAUGUAUCUGUGACAUUCAGAGUCAUUAAAUUUUUUGAUACAACUUUUGAAAAAUUAUGCAACUAAUCAUUUGUACAGAAAAAAAAAAGUUAGAGACUUAGUAAGAUAUUAUUUAUAAUAUUUAUAUAUAAUUAAUUCAAUAAGAAAGACAAAACUUUAAACAUUCGAUUAUUUGUGUAGAAAAUUUCAAAAGAAAUUAUGCCAUUUAUCUUGUAAGCUUAUCUACAAUUUUAUAAUGUAUCUAAUUGUAAUUAUAUUCACCAAUACUGAUUACUUUUUAAGAU
This is a messenger RNA of Microplitis mediator, 1403 nucleotides long. RefSeq names its product phosphatidylinositol-glycan biosynthesis class F protein (gene PIG-F). The transcript is spliced from 3 exons. Gene Ontology annotation, cellular component: endoplasmic reticulum membrane. Lineage: Eukaryota; Metazoa; Arthropoda; Insecta; Hymenoptera; Braconidae. The coding region runs from base 228 to 917 and encodes 229 amino acids. The record is from RefSeq and is a predicted model, not a curated record. Gene Ontology annotation, biological process: GPI anchor biosynthetic process.